CAUGCAAAUAACUAAUUCAAAAUGUCAAAACAGAAAGUUUAAGAGACUUGACGUAUUUUGAUUUUAACUUAUAUUAUUUCAUUUUAUUUCAGUAAAUAAUUGAGCUGAUUGCAUGUUAAUUAAUACAUUUGUGUUAUCUGAACACCGUUUAAUAAAUUAGAUACAAAGAAAUAAAGCUAAUAAUUUAAAGAUGGACUCUGCAAUGGCAAUGGGCAGUAGAGCUGGUAGUAGGGCAGGAAGUAGAGUAAGUGGGGCUGGAAUGACAGGUGACACUAAAAAGGAAGAAAUGGUACCUGGAGUACUUCCACAAAAUCACAGGUUUAUUGAGCCUACCAAGGCUAUUAAAACUAUCACUGAUAUGGCUAUUUGGGAAAAAUCAGAAGCUUACAUGGAAUAUACAGGGUUCAUUGCUACGCUGAAUGAAGCAAUCAAGGGUAAACCAUUAUCAGUAGAUUGUAAAAUUUCUGACAAUCUCAAGAAACUUAUGGAGAUGCUAGAUAAAAUUGAUAAGUUAAUAGAUGCAUUUCCCCCUAUUGAACAACCACAAAGGUUUGGUAAUGUAGCAUUUCGUGAUUGGCUCAACAAAAUUAAGGCAAGCAGUACCCAUUUGCUGCAGGAUGCUUUGGAGACAAGCCUGCAUUUGGCUAUACCAGAAUUAAAAAUUUACUUGGAAGAGAGUUUUGGCAACUCCACUAGGAUAGAUUAUGGCACCGGCCAUGAGAUGGCAUUUAUAAUGUUUCUUUGUUGUUUGUAUAAAAUUAUGUUCUUGCAGACUGAGGAUAGUGUGCCAACAGUAUUUAUGGUUUUCAACAAAUAUCUCCAUAUAGCAAGGAAAUUGCAACAGACAUAUAGAAUGGAACCGGCUGGAAGCCAUGGAGUUUGGAGCUUGGAUGACUAUCAAUUUGUACCUUUUAUUUGGGGAAGUUCUCAGCUCAUAGAUCAACCUAAAGUAUACCCCCCUGCAAAGUUCCUCGAAGAUGACAUUAUUGAUAAAUAUGCAGAUGAGUACAUGUUUCUUUCAUGCAUUAAGUACAUAAAGGAAGUUAAGAAAGGUCCAUUUGCCGAGCAUUCUAAUCAGUUGUGGAGCAUCAGCGCUGUUGGCUCGUGGACGAAAAUUAACCAAGGUCUUAUUAAAAUGUACAAGAAGGAAGUUUUAGCCAAGUUUCCCGUUGUGCAACAUGUCUUGUUUGGGUCGCUUCUGCCAAUACGCAGAUUUCCAAUUAAUCAUUAAAACAUACUGAAAUAUGUUUUGGGUGAUAUAUAUGAUUAUUGCUGAUUGCUAUGACGUAAUAUUUCUUAUUGUUUAACAUGCAUUGUUUUGGGUUUUCUCACUGAUUAGUUAAGUUUUAGUUUUUACUAUGUACUACAUUUUUAUUGAAGGGUAAACUGAUCAUCAGUAUUACAAGUUGUGUAGUUGACUUUCAUUGAAAGUAUUGAAACAUUUAUUUCAUUAGAGAGUACAUAAAUGUGAUAUUAAAUUUUUAAGCCUAUGGUCCAGUCAUAAAUUAUCUUUAUUUAUUUAUAUAUUUAGUUUCUUUUUAUGUUUAAAAUUUUUAGUAACAGCAAGGAAUGAUAACGUAAUUACUUAAUAAUUAGAUGUAUCAAAUCUGUAUUAAUGUUUUUUUCUUGUCAGUAUCAUGUGAUACUUUAUGAUGCAAUAUUUAACUGAUUAGUAUAACCCUGUAUAGAAUUUUAAUAAGUUUAAAUAAAUACAAAGC
Molecule: messenger RNA, 1718 nt
Organism: Amyelois transitella
Lineage: Eukaryota; Metazoa; Arthropoda; Insecta; Lepidoptera; Pyralidae
Product: serine/threonine-protein phosphatase 2A activator
Exons: 2
Coding region: 191-1231 (346 amino acids)
Biological process (GO): mitotic spindle organization
Cellular component (GO): cytoplasm; nucleus; protein phosphatase type 2A complex
Molecular function (GO): protein tyrosine phosphatase activator activity; peptidyl-prolyl cis-trans isomerase activity
Source: RefSeq, a predicted model, not a curated record